This is a messenger RNA of Talaromyces stipitatus ATCC 10500, 2661 nucleotides long. RefSeq names its product regulatory protein Ral2, putative. The transcript has a single exon. Gene Ontology annotation, biological process: cell redox homeostasis. NCBI's taxonomy places the organism in Eukaryota, Fungi, Ascomycota, Eurotiomycetes, Eurotiales, Trichocomaceae. Gene Ontology annotation, cellular component: cytosol; mitochondrion. The record is from RefSeq and is a predicted model, not a curated record. Gene Ontology annotation, molecular function: protein binding. The coding region runs from base 1 to 2661 and encodes 886 amino acids.
AUGUCACGAAGUCAAUCGAGCCUCAGUCUAAGCCAGACCGACAGCGCCAGAGAAGAUGGCGUCUCACCUGCCCCCAACUCAGCAAAUCCAACCAUGUCCAGUCCCAUGAAUCUGUCCGGAUUGGUCUGUAAUGUGCGAAGGACAACCGGCCGCGAACCUCGUGCACUCGUCGGUGCGACCACAACUAUUCUAGGCGACAAGUUAUACGUCUUCGGCGGCCGCUCCCUGUCCAAAUCCCAUUCACACGUACAACUUACUUCGGACUUGUACGAGUUGGACUUGAUAAGACGGCAUUGGACGAAAGUGGAGGUUUCGGGCGAUAUACCGGCUCCGCGUUAUUUUCAUAGUGUUUGUGCAUUGGGGGAUACGAAGUUGGUAUGCUUCGGUGGAAUGUCGCCGGCGGAUCCGCCGCAGGGAAGCGCGCAGCAGCAUGGCUCGGAUGAACAGACGGAUGUACAAGUAAUGUCUGAUAUACACAUAUACGAUGUUGUCACACGGACGUGGACGCGCUUGCCGGCAAAGGAUCCCCCGCUAGGUCGAUAUGCCCAUUGUGCUACAAUAUUACCAUCAAGCGCAUGCUUCACAUCUGCCAAUGCGCCAUUAUCUGCCAUACAUAACAAUCCAUCGUCUGGAAAUCCUCAUCAAGGCUCGAUUGGACCCGAUAUUGACGGAUACGGUGGCGCCGAAAUGAUUGUUGUGGGCGGACAAGAUACUUCCAAUCACUAUAUCGAGCAAAUCAGCGUUUUCAAUCUUCGGAGCCUAAAGUGGACCUCUACCAGUCCGCUCGGAAGGAGUUGUGGUGCUUAUCGCAGCGUUGUGGCACCCUUGACCAAUAUGGACGUCUCGGACCUCGGCAGUGCAACAGAAGACAACGCAGGCAGCAAUAAUAAGCAUGUUGAUGGGGCCGAGGAUGGCACUUCAAUGCUGAUCUAUUCCAACUAUAAUUUCUUAGACGUCAAACUGGAACUCCAGGUGCGACUUCCAGAUGGCCGAUUAUUGGAGAAACCCAUGUAUGGAGAGGCUUCUCCACCGGGUUUGCGAUUUCCUAAUGGUGGGAUCAUCAACAACCAUCUAGUUGUCAGCGGCACAUACCUCACAUCAACUAAACAAGAAUACUCCCUCUGGGCUUUGGAUUUGAGAACACUUACGUGGUCACGCAUCGACGGCGGAGGUACGGUCUUUAGUAGCGGUAGCUGGAAUAGGGGUGUUUUGUGGGAACGUCGAAACACAUUUGUUAUCCUUGGAAACCGGAGACGAAGUUUGGUCGAAGAUUACAACCAUCGUCGAAUCAAUUUCUCGCAUUUGUGCAUGGUUGAGUUGGAGGCGUUUGGACUCUACAACAACCCCUGUCGAACAUCGCCGACCUCUGGCUAUUCCUCCGUUAGUGCGCCUAUAGUCCCGGCUUCUUUACAGUUGAAACUCACGCAACUCACGACCGGCGGCCGGCCGCUUUCAGCUGCGUCUGAUGAAUUGGGUAAAGUUGCAUUCUCGAUGUCGGAAAUGGCAGACAUGGAAUUACAGGCGUUAGGCGGAGAACGGAUUCCGGUUAGUUCUCGGAUGCUGGCUAGACGAUGGGGACCGUUUUUCAUUCAAUUGCUUCGUGAAGCAUCUGAUCCUGGGAUUGCAGACACCGCGACACUGCGUGGUACAGCCAGUGGAGCAAGUCAUCCGAGUCGCAACUCGAGUAUCACGAUUACGCCUUCUCUGGGUUCGAGUAACGGCUUUUCCAAUGCUAGCACAUUAGUCAGUGGCAGCAGCAAUAGUUUAUCAUCUCCGCACUCUCGUCUUCUCGCAAAUUUGGAGGUUCCAUCUGCACAUUCAAUUGCACCGUCCCUACGUCCUCGUGUGUUGUAUUUACCGCAUACGCUUCAGACUGUUCGGCUUUUGGUCUACUAUCUCUACACAUCAUCACUGCCGCCUGUGAAUUCACCACUUUGCACGCCAUUGAUUCUCUGUUCGAUUCUGCAAUUGGCGCGACCGUAUCAAGUUGAUGGGUUAUUGGAAGCCACGGUCGAACGUCUCCAUCAAGUCCUGGAUGGGCGCAAUGCUGCCGCCGUUUUCAAUGCUGCGGCCAUGGCAGCUGGUGGCGGGCGUGGAACAGGAUUUAUCAGUGGCAUUGGUGGAACACUUGAGGUCCUCAACGGUGCACAUAACAAGGGAUCAGGACUAAGCGAUACCAACGGUGCGGGGUCUGGACCUGGCGGCCUACAAACUCAAACCUCCUUCUCAUCUCUCUCAACAGCAUCCGAUUCGUCAGAUACGGAAUUAGGUCGACAACAACGACACGGCCGCUCUGAAUCCGUCAUGAGUCAACAACAAAGACCCUUACGAAUUAACACGAGUAUGUCACGCACACGCGAGAAUUACUACGAUGAUUCCUUCAGCGAUGCCAGUGCAUCUGGAGCAUCAUCUGCAACGUCAAAUAGUUUCAGUCACACCGAUUCCGAUACCCUCGAAGACGGGGGUAACGGCGGUAUUGGCCGUAGUAAUCGCGGCGGUAGACGACGAGGUACCGAUGCCGAGCGGCCGAUCUGGACGGGUGAUGUUAGUAGUGUGAUUGGAUUACAAAAACGAGGGCUCAAGGGGUUGAUGGAGGGCAGGAGGAUGAGGGAGAGGAGUGGUGGGAGGUCUGGGAUUGCUGUUGGUGUAGAUGGUCAAUGA